AACCUCAUUCUGAAUGAAUGAAAUUCCUGUUGCAGGAAAAGAAAAUUAAAAUACAGGGGCUUUGGUUGAUAAAUUACAAAUUUACUAUCCAAGAAACCCUAAUUUGGCUUGAUGAUUGAUUUCGAGGGAACCCAAUAAAAAGUGUUUUGUUUCCUCUUAAUUUUCUCUGUUCACAAGGUGGGUUUCUAUUGGAAAUGCCGAUCGCGAGGAUUGGGUUGAUCUCAUGGUUCAACAGGAAGGUGGUGGAUCCUCUCUUGCAAAUUCUCCAUAGGGGUGCAGAACCGAAGCAACUUGCAUUUUCGACAGCUCUUGGCUUCACUUUGGGAGUAUUCCCCAUAUGUGGGGUCACCUUCUUUCUUUGUGGGAUGGCUAUUGCGCUGCUUGGUUCACGUUGUCAUUCUCCAAGUGUGAUGCUUGCAAACUUUGUUGCUACUCCAGUAGAGUUGAGUCUGGUGAUUCCUUUCUUGCGCUUUGGGGAAGUCAUUUCUGGUGGUCCUCAUUUCCCAUUAACCUCUGAUGCAUUAAAGAAAGUAUUUACUGGCCAAGCUUCGUGGGAAGUCCUACUCAGCAUUGCCCAUGCGUUGCUUGGCUGGCUCAUUGCGGCUCCAUUCAUCUUGGGUGCACUCUACCUUGUGCUUCUACCAUGUUUCAAGUAUCUGGUUUCCAAGUUUGGUCCUACUCCUUCAAGCCCAAAGAAGCAACUACAUUCCCCCAGAGAAGUCAAGCUCAAGGUACGGGAUGCUUAACAACCCUUGAACUCUUAACACAACCCUUUGUAUAUAAGAUAUUAUUCACUAUGGUGAAUGAUUGUAUAAUAACUAAGGACAUUUUAUUGUUCGGUAGAUGAUUGGCAAAGUCAGGUAUGUCUUUAAUUGCUG
Messenger RNA from Telopea speciosissima, 878 nucleotides. RefSeq lists its product as uncharacterized. The transcript is spliced from 5 exons. Gene Ontology annotation, cellular component: intracellular membrane-bounded organelle. Bases 195 to 746 code for a protein of 183 amino acids. NCBI's taxonomy places the organism in Eukaryota, Viridiplantae, Streptophyta, Magnoliopsida, Proteales, Proteaceae. The record is from RefSeq and is a predicted model, not a curated record.